Molecule: messenger RNA, 336 nt
Organism: Peniophora sp. CBMAI 1063
Lineage: Eukaryota; Fungi; Basidiomycota; Agaricomycetes; Russulales; Peniophoraceae
Source: the annotation of a GenBank genome assembly
AUGAAGGUCACCGUUGUCACUCUCCCCGUCGUCCUUGCUGCCAUGGCCUCGUCGGUCGCUGCCAUCUCGCCAAAGCUUACGCUUCACCUUUCGGAUGGAAGUUCUUCCGUUCAGUAUCGCUCUGAUGCGUCAUGCUUGAACGUGAACACCGUCAGCAGCACCCCCACAGUCGCCGUUCAGAUCAAUGACUUCAACUUCUACUGCUUUACCUACGACGGUUUGAACUGCACCGGCGACCAGUUCAAGCUCGGCAAUACCAACUGGUACAACCUAUCGGACAUGACUGGCCUGUCGAAUAUCACUUCGCUCUGGUGCUACCAGCAGUUCUUCUGCUAG